AUGAUGUCAACAACGAUUCCAACAAUAUUCUCAACUGAUGAACAUAUAUCACUUAAUCCAUCUAAUAAUACAAUGAUAUGUGCAGAACAAUUAAUUGGUGAACUACUUGAAGGUCCAUCUGGUCGAAUUAUAUGGGGUGUUAUACAAAUCAUUUUAAUGGCAUUAGGCGAUAUUGGAAAUAUUUUAACAUUAAUUGUUCUUAAUCGUCGUUUGAUGCGUAAAGGUGGUAUUAACAAUCUUUUACAAGGUCUUGCUAUAAGUGAUAUCGUUGCUCCAACUCUUGCUUGUAUUCCACAUAUUAUCUAUUAUUAUGGUCCACGAACAAAUGAUAGUGCAAUAAAUUUUAUUAAUUUAUAUGUUAUGCCUUUAGCAACAGGUGCAACAUUUUGUUCUAAUUGGAUCGUUGUAACAAUAACAAGUUUUCGUUUAACAAUUGUUCUUAAACCACUUUAUUCUCAACUUUAUUGUUCAAGUCGUAAUGAAAAAAAAGUUUUAAUUAUCAUAUUUUUCUUUAGUAUUCUAUCAAUUACGCCUUAUUAUUACUAUCAAUCUCAUGCAGAUGCACUUAAUGUUUUAAAAGUUAUAUCAGCUAUUUUAUCCUUAUUAGUUCCUUGGGUAAUAUGUGUUAUUCUUUGGAUAUUAUUAUUACGUAUUGUAAAUCGUGAAAUCGGCUCAAAAAAAUCCCGAGAAUUUAUCUUACAUUCAGAAAUAAUAACACAACGUUUAAAAUCAAAAUCUCGUAUAACCAAAAUGAUCUUAAUUAUAUGUUUCUGUAAUAUCAUAUGUCAAUUACCUGUAUUAAUAUUAACUAUAUUAGGUCUUAUUAAUGAUAAUCCAUGUGGUUAUAUAUCUGCAAUAUUUUUUGUUUGUCUCCUUUUUCUAUCAAAUUUAUUAUUAAUUGUAAAUCAUUCAAUAAAUUUCUUUAUUUAUUCAUUAACAAAUACAAAAUUUCGUUGUGCAUUAAAAAUUAUGUGUCGUUAUUGUUAUUCAUAUUAUAAUCAUAGAAUAAUUCAACGACAAAUGACAUUAGCAACAAAAUGUGAUGAUCAACAACGAAAAGGUUUUCAUCAGAAAAAAUUAGAUUUAUAUAUACGUUCAAAUUCAAAAAGUAAUGAUAGUCCACCUAUAAUCAUUACGAUGCGUUUAUUAAAUAAUAUAUCAAAACAAAAUCGAAAGAAAUCAGGACCUGUUGCUGUGUAA
Messenger RNA from Adineta steineri, 1200 nucleotides. The record is from the annotation of a GenBank genome assembly. Lineage: Eukaryota; Metazoa; Rotifera; Eurotatoria; Adinetida; Adinetidae.